AAACCACCACAAAACCAUCUCCUCUCUCUCUUGAAACUCACACUAGUCUCCAACUUCUCUCUGUCUAAUAAAAAAAUGGGUUCACUCUCUGUCCCAGAAGACGAGCCUCUGCAGUACCCUUUGGCUCGCAGAGACGAGUCCGUUGUCGACGAUUAUCAUGGCGUUCGCAUCUCCGAUCCAUAUCGAUGGCUUGAGGAUCCCGAUGCUGAGGAGGUAAAAGAUUUUGUAGAAAAGCAGGUGAAAUUGACAGAAUCAGUGCUAGAAAAGUGUGAUACGAGGGAAAAGCUUCGAGAGAAGAUUACGAAGCUCUUCGAUCACCCGCGCUAUCGUGCGCCGUUCAGGAGAGGGAACAAGUUAUUUUACUUCCAUAACUCUGGUCUUCAACCCCAAAAUGUCCUCUUCAUGCAGGAUAGUUUGGAUGGAGAACCAGAGGUUUUGCUCGAUCCGAAUGGACUUAGUAAGGACGGAACAGUUGCAAUGAGUAUUUGUGCUGUUAGCGAAGAUGCCAAGUACUUGGCAUAUGGACUUAGCUCAAGUGGAAGUGAUUGGGUCACUAUCAAAGUUAUGCAGGUUGAAAAGAAGACAAUCGAGCCUGAUAUUGUGUCAUGGGUUAAGUUUUCAAGUCUUAGUUGGACCCAUGAUAGCAAAGGUUUUUUCUAUAGCCGCUACCCAGCUCCCAAGGAGAGUGAAAAUUUGGAUGCUGGGCCUGAGACCAAUGCUAAACUUGAAUCAUGAGGUGUACUAUCAUUUCUUGGGUACUAACAAUCUAAAGAUAUUUUAUGUUGGAGAGAUCCCGACAACCCAAAGCACACAUUGGCACUUGUGUAACUGAUGAUGGAAAG
This is a messenger RNA of Camellia sinensis, 842 nucleotides long. NCBI's taxonomy places the organism in Eukaryota, Viridiplantae, Streptophyta, Magnoliopsida, Ericales, Theaceae. The record is from RefSeq and is a predicted model, not a curated record.